Messenger RNA from Camelus dromedarius (Arabian camel), 4692 nucleotides. RefSeq names its product solute carrier family 16 member 14 (gene SLC16A14). Lineage: Eukaryota; Metazoa; Chordata; Mammalia; Artiodactyla; Camelidae. The record is from RefSeq and is a predicted model, not a curated record. Gene Ontology annotation, biological process: transmembrane transport. The transcript is spliced from 5 exons. Gene Ontology annotation, cellular component: membrane. Gene Ontology annotation, molecular function: monocarboxylic acid transmembrane transporter activity. Bases 392 to 1924 code for a protein of 510 amino acids.
UUUCCUGCCAAACCAGAAUUAGCCGGUAUAGGAAUGAACCAGCGUGGAGAUUUGAAAUUGCACGGAUUGGAAGGAAGCUCAGGGUAGGUUCGGGCACCUCCAGACGCACCCUUUUUAAAGCCACACGGACUGAGGCCUCAAGCUCGAAGCUCCGCAGGACGGAGCUGGCCUGGCAGCGAGCGGCGGAGGCGCCGGGAGCCCGCACAGCGCACAGAGCCCGGCGGAGCGCCGCGCCGCAGGCAGCCGCAUCUCCAGGAUGAUAGGCGACAUUGCAGCGAAUCUCUCCGCCCAGCCGCUCCGGGGGCUCCGAGGGAAACAGCAAGUUCGAAGAUCGGGCCCGGGAGCCGAGUGAGGCCGCCGCCCCGCGGGCUGCGGGCGAAACUCUUGGAAAAUGUAUACAAGUCAUGAAGACAUUGGGUAUGAUUUUGAAGAUGACCCCAAGGAUAAGAAGACACUUAAACCCCACCCAAACAUUGAUGGCGGAUGGGCUUGGAUGAUGGUCCUUUCCUCUUUCUUUGUGCACAUCCUCAUCAUGGGCUCCCAGAUGGCCCUGGGAGUCCUCAACGUGGAGUGGCUUGAAGAGUUCCAUCAGAGCCGUGGCCUGACGGCGUGGGUCAGCUCCCUCAGCAUGGGCGUCACCUUGAUCGUGGGACCUUUCAUCGGCUUGUUCAUCAACACGUGCGGGUGCCGCCGGACGGCGAUCAUCGGAGGGCUGCUGAACUCGCUGGGCUGGGUGCUGAGCGCCUACGCCGCUAACGUGCACUACCUCUUUAUUACCUUCGGAGUCGCAGCCGGCUUCGGCAGCGGGAUGGCCUACCUGCCGGCCGUGGUCAUGGUGGGGAGGUACUUCCAGAAGAGGCGCGCGCUGGCCCAGGGCCUCAGCACCACCGGGACCGGGUUCGGCACGUUCCUCAUGACGGUGCUGCUGAAGUACCUGUGCGCGGAGUACGGGUGGCGGAACGCCAUGUUCAUCCAAGGCGCCGUCUCCCUGAACCUGUGUGUCUGCGGCGCGCUCAUGCGGCCCCUCUCUCCUGGGCUGGACGGAGAGGACCCGGGAGGGAAAGAGCCGCACGUCCUCCGGGCUCACUCCACGGAAUCGGUCGGGUCCAGCGGACAGAUGGGCGGAGCGGAAGAGAAGGGUGGCGGCCCGGGCACCGAGGACGCCGUCGGGGACGCGGCAGCCCAGGCGUGCCCGGAGAAGGCGGCGCUCGGAAAGAACAUGUGCGCCCUGCGGGUCCUGAAGGCGGUGAGCCAGCUGACCGUGCGGGUCCGCAGGGGCUUCCGGGACUGGUACUCCGGCUACUUUGGGGCCGCUUCGCUCUUUACUAAUCGGAUGUUUGUCGCCUUUAUUUUCUGGGCUCUGUUUGCCUACAGCAGCUUUGUCAUCCCUUUCAUUCACCUCCCCGAAAUAGUCAAUUUGUAUAAUUUAUCGGAGCAAAACGAUGUUUUCCCUCUGACUUCGAUUAUAGCAAUAGUUCAUAUCUUUGGGAAAGUGAUCCUGGGCGUUGUGGCCGACCUGCCGUGCAUCAGCGUCUGGAAUGUCUUCCUGAUGGCCAACUUCACCCUGGUCCUCAGUAUUUUCAUUCUGCCCCUGAUGCACACGUACGCUGGCCUGGCGGUCAUCUGCGCCCUGAUAGGGUUUUCCAGCGGUUACUUCUCCCUGAUGCCCGUGGUGACUGAAGACUUGGUGGGGAUUGAGCACCUGGCCAACGCCUACGGCAUCAUCAUCUGUGCUAACGGCAUCUCCGCCUUGCUGGGACCGCCUUUUGCAGGGUGGAUCUAUGACAUCACACAAAAAUAUGAUUUUUCCUUCUAUAUAUGCGGUUUACUUUACAUGGUAGGAAUCCUCUUUCUACUUGUUCAACCAUGUAUUCAAAUUAUAGAGCAAUCCAGAAAAAAAUACAUGGAUGGUGCAACUGUUUAGUGUCACGCUGUGUUCCAUGUUAGGUUUCUCCGUCAUACUCAUGCCUACCUCACAUGACUGCUGUGAGGAGCCUGGGACCCAUCAUGGGAAGGUUACGGUUGUCCGGUAACCGGCACUGUCAUUUGUGAAUGCCACUGUCCUGGCUUCGUUUGAGAGCAGCACUGCCUUUCCGUGUGGGGAGAGGCAAUGCUGGCAGGUGUUAAAGACCACAUACAUCUCAGAGAGAACAGUGUCCUUCAAAGUCCAUCUAUUAAAUCACUGGGAGAAAUGCCCUUACAAAAACUGUCCUCUCUCGCCAGCCACUAAGACUAGGGUUUUAGAUACAGCGUUUAAAACAAAGACAAAGAAUGGAAGCUUUUCAACCCACCUACUUCUUUCUAAGGUGAAAAUAAGGUACCUAAAUGCUUCCGGAAUGCUCACAGAUACAGGUCUCCCCUGCUUUUCAGAAGUGCUUUCCACCACUUCGCUUUUACAAAAGACCUACAUUGCUACCUGCUUCUCUCACCGGAAGAAACCCAAAGAGGAUAUUCGCUUUUAUGAAAACGGGUGAAACGCAUUCAGCGUUUGUUUUGCAGUAAAUCCUUACAGAGGCAGUGCAAGCCCCCAGCAGCAAGAGUGGUGCCACCAAGCUCCUUCCCGGGAACCACACGGCAUCUCAGCAUCAAGUCGCAGUAGCUUUGAACUGUGUCUGUGAGCAUCUGUGCUUGAUCUCGGUAUAUUUUGUGCAUCCAUGAACAAGAUGUGUACUAAGGUGAUUGCUUCUGUGCUUUAUGCCAUUUCAAUUAAGGUUUCAUAGAACGCUCUGCUUUUGGAUAGAGGGGGGAACCUGUAAAUGGGUUUUAAGCACAAGAAUAUGACUAGAAUUCAGAAAUUGCUACAGGGAGCUAUUGCUCUACCAAUGUAAAACAGAGGCAGGCUCUAAUUUCAAAUAUGCUUAGUACGGUUAAAGAAAUACAGUUUAUAUUUUUAUUAAAAAAUCCAGCAGCUAGGGAGUACCAUUUCUAAAUCUUCCUCUAAGAAGAGCAUUUGCCAAUAAUCCAAAUUCAGUAUUAAUCCAGUUAUAAACUGAAUCUUGAGACACAACCUUAAUAAAUAAUAUUAAUAAUUUCUUUAGUGAAAGUCAUAUUUGUGCACACGACCAUUGAAUCAAGGGCUAUGAUUCAAGCACUUUUAUUUAUUUCAUUGGCCUCAGUUUAUGAGCAUGAUCUGGGGCCAAAAGAAAUUUUUUUUCUGAGUUUCUCCUGCCCAGUAAAUAAAAUAGAGAAUGAAUUGCUGGUUGACAUGCAAAGUUGGUGGUUAAAUCAUUUGUAAAGCAUGUUACUAGUCCAAAAUAUAAGACUAUCAAGUUGUGAUGGUAAUAAACGAAAUGCCCUUGGUCCAAAUGUCUGUGCACUUGACAUUGGAGCAGUGGUAAAAAAACAGCCCUUCUCCAGUGCCUCUUGCUGUUAUAUGGACAAUUCAUUUGCCUGAGCUCAGCACAGUUUUUAAAAUUGUCCUCUUGAUUGAUUUCAUACUGAAAAUAACUAUGAUCCAUGACAUCAAAUAAUGCUCUUCCUUUAUCUGAGAUUUCUAUUUUUCUAAGCCAAACAUUUUUCAGACUGCAGAAUGUUCUUCCCAGAACCAUUUUGAAAUUUCUGGCUGUCUUACUUGUUUACACAUAUUUUAGAACUAUUUAAAUUUCCACUCACAAUUUGCUCAUCACACACACACACACACACACAAAUACUUCAAUAUCAUUGCCAGCGUCUUGGGUCAAAUUUAUCUAAAGUGAGUACAGACUAUUCUCAGUUAUCCUCAGUAAUUAGAGGCAGGCAUGAUACUAGUAACUGGAGUCACAGAAUGUUACCCCCGCCUAAUUUUAGCCAGCAGUUUCAGUGUUUUACUCCAUCAAAUCCUUUAGAGCUCUUAACAGGUGAUUACAUGGACACAUUACCUUUUUUGUUUCAUCACCAUUAGUUCCUGCUCUAAUGUCUACGGGGAGGGGAUGUGUAAUGAAAGGAACCACCAAAAUAACAAUAAUAAUAAAAGGCAGCUAAUGGAAAAGAGAAACAAAAGCAUGGCUAAUACACACACGCAGUAUUACCUCCAAUGAUUCGAGAAUUUCCUGUAAAUUAUUAUAGAUAAUAAAUUGCAUGUCAAACUCUGUUUGGUCCAGGACAACAACCUGUUUGUUAUGACUGCUUUGGCUCCUGUAAAGAAUCCAGCUCUCUGUUUUGAUAAAGGUAAUCUUAAAAGCUGAGGCAAUGCUCUCUCUCUGUUUACCAUCAAAUUAGGAAUGAUUGGAUUGAAAAACAUGUUGUCUGUUUUAAAACCGGCAUUAUUUCCUUACUUUCAUUUGCCAACAAUACCAAAUUAACGAGAGGAGGUGUUAAAUAUCUGGAAUGGUGCUAUGCAGCCAAUGUGUUCUGAUGCUCGCACUGCGAGUUGUGCAUCAUAAAUGUAAGUGUUUUGUCCAACGAUCUGGCUUUAGUUAAAUAUCCAAGUUAGACCUGCUCAUGUUCAGUCUGUACAGUUGUUUGUUGAUUUACCAUAUUCCUGAAAGUGGUGAUUUCUACCAAAUCAGAAGCCCCUAUUUUACAAAAACAAAGUAAAACCCACUUGCAAUAUGUGUGUUGUCAACAGGAAAAAAAAAAGAGAAUGCUUAUAAAGAAUUACAGCAAGUACAAUAAUAGUUCCUGUUUAAAAUAUUAUUUACAGUCCUUUGGAGAUAUUAUAAAGGGUUGAUUGUAUAUUUAUAUCACAUGUGUUUUAGGUUUCCCCUCAUGUGU